CCUUAUAAACCUCUCUACAAACGAACACAAUACAAAUAGCUUUCUCUCUCUAUAAAUAUAUCUUCUUCGCAAAUCACACAAAUCUGCACAAAACCGAACACUCUCUCUUAUAUAAACCAAACAUUACAAAUCUCAAUUCCUCCAUUACCUAUAAAAGAUUCAUCUUUUCAAACUCUUCGCGCUCUAUUUUUCACAGACUAAAACCCUAAUUUUUCUCCCCAAAAAUCAAGGUUGAUGGCUGAUCAAGUAUUGGAAGGGAGCCAACCUGUGGAUCUAAAGAAGCAUCCUUCUGGGAUUGUGCCUACUCUUCAAAAUAUUGUUUCAACAGUCAAUCUGGACACUAAGCUAGAUCUCAAAGCAAUUGCUCUCCAAGCUCGUAAUGCAGAGUACAAUCCCAAGCGUUUUGCUGCCGUCAUUAUGAGGAUCAGGGAACCAAAAACAACUGCUCUUAUUUUUGCUUCUGGCAAGAUGGUUUGUACUGGAGCCAAGAGUGAGAAUCAGUCUAAAUUGGCAGCAAGGAAGUAUGCCCGUAUCAUCCAAAAGCUUGGUUUCAAUGCCAAAUUUAAGGAUUUCAAGAUUCAGAACAUUGUUGGCUCUUGUGAUGUCAAGUUCCCCAUUCGGUUGGAGGGUCUUGCAUAUUCCCAUGGUUCUUUCUCUAGUUAUGAACCAGAGCUGUUUCCCGGACUAAUCUACCGGAUGAAGCAACCGAAGAUAGUCUUGCUUAUUUUUGUCUCUGGCAAAAUUGUUCUAACAGGCGCAAAGGUGAGAGAUGAGACCUAUGCAGCCUUUGAGAACAUAUACCCUGUGCUUACUGAGUUCAGGAAAAAUCAACAAUGAUUUUUUGUCGAAAGCAGGAGCAGUUUUCUCGUGGAAAAGCUUGAUGUCGAAUUGUAUAUUAACUAAGACAAAGGAGAUAUCUGUUGGAUUGAUAAAAUUAGAUUUUGUUCUCUUCUGGUUUUGAUAUAUUUGUUACUUGAAGGGUAUUUGUUUCUAUUGAAUUGAUAUCUUUGAAAAAAGAUGAUUCCGAAGAAGUUUUAAACCGUUUAAACAUUUGCUCCUGCA
Molecule: messenger RNA, 1062 nt
Organism: Trifolium pratense (red clover)
Lineage: Eukaryota; Viridiplantae; Streptophyta; Magnoliopsida; Fabales; Fabaceae
Product: TATA-box-binding protein-like
Exons: 10
Coding region: 235-837 (200 amino acids)
Biological process (GO): DNA-templated transcription initiation
Molecular function (GO): DNA binding; RNA polymerase II general transcription initiation factor activity
Source: RefSeq, a predicted model, not a curated record